UAAAAGACACACGAACUCUGCUGCGACAUCAGCUGAUUUCAAUCAAUGAAUAAAGUACGUACAGCCUGAUCCCUGAUGACGUUUCCCCUGUGUCAGGAGAGGGUAUUUUGUUUAGAAGAGAGCAGAAUAUUUCGAAGAAGGAAAAAACAAAUAACAUUGUCCUCGUGAAAUUUACUUCUCCAUUCGUUUGCUAUUUCUCCUAAUUUUAAAAUUCUUUUUUUCUUCUCAUCAACAACGUAUUAUGUUUCUUGUGAUUAAAUCCGGGUACAGAACACGUGCAACACAAGUGAUGAGAGUCGAUGUUUGAAAAUAAAAAUCUCGACGCAUUUUUCACCAUCGAUGAAGUGCAUAUGAAAACCUAACCUAACAUUUUUUUUUUUUGUUAUAUCGCGCGAGUUUGUGUUCCUGAUGGUUGUGAAGAAACGCGAAUUUUAAGACAAAUGUCAACAAAAAUCUAAAUGUGGUGUUUAAUGUGAACGUGAAAAGUUUGUUUUUUUUUCUUCUCGAGCGGGGGACGAAAAGAAAAAAAAGAAAAAGAAAAUGUCGUGGUUAAAACCAUUGGGUCGCUUUCAAUGGACCGAGGGUAUCAAGAAUACGGCCUGCAGGUAUCUUUUGCAGCGUUACCUGGGCCAAUUUCUUGAAGAGAAACUCACCCUCGAUCAACUUACUGUUAAUCUAUGCAAUGGCACUGGUUCUGUGACAAAUGUCAAACUCGACGUUCAGGCUCUAAAUGAGAUGGGCAAACAGCAGCAAUUACCGUUUCAAUUUAUUGACGGUUCAGUUGACGAAAUGUCAAUAAGCAUCCCGUGGCUGUCGUUGCUAACUGAGCCGAGUUACAUUGAAAUAAAAGGACUUAGAUUGACGAUACAGCCGAGAAAACGUGAAGACACGGGAACUUCUAUGUUUGAAUCAAUGUUGAGCUCAAUGAGUUCAAGUAUUCAACUCGCUCAAGAAUGUCUUCAAGAAGACGCUAAAGACGCUGGAAAUUCACAGCCACUCGAGAGUGUUGAACUUUUUGCACAAACAAUUGAUUCAAUUCUCUGCAAAAUAAAAGUAAGAUUUUUGAACACUGUGAUUCGAAUGGAACACAUGCCAUUGGGAUCGAGGACGGGAGUAGCCUUAGAGAUAAGAAUAAGAAAUUUAGAAUAUUCCGACGAAGCAGGUUCGGAUCCAAGCAAUGUGAAUUUAGAUCCAAAUCUCCAAUCAAAGGGCUACGUAAUUCAGGCAUUCAUGACGAAGAAAUUUUAUUUAGAAGGCGUGACAAUUUUUACUGAUGAAUUUCCAUCAACUGCAAGAACUUCAUCGCGUAGUCGUUGUUCAACGCCCGAUUCAAAGAAUUCCGAUGCACAAUAUUCGUCACCGCAAAUGUCGCCAAAUCAAAGUCCAGAUGCAAGUGGCGUUGAUAAUAGUGACGUAAAUAAUUCACCGACUGGUGUUAAAAGUCCAAUAAUAGUUGCUAAAAUUUCCGGACGACAGGAAUUGAGAUUGAAAGUAAAACAGGGUGAGGUGCCGGGACCUAAAGUUGAAUUGGAAAUGAUAUUGGGUUCGUUCACAACAUUUUUGAGUCCAAGACAAAUGCAUGUUUUAAUUGAACUUGCACAUGGACUUGCAACACCUGAUUUGGAGGAUGUUAGUAAUGUGCCAUUGAGAAAUUGCACGGAAAAACCAAUGAUGAACAGUGAUUUUAAUCGCGUUGAGCGAGAACUGCUUCAGAAGAUUCAACCACUUCAAGGUUUACGCUCCAUGGACCUAAGGCACACACAGGGUUGGUCAUCAACAACAGUAGAAUCAGACAACGAAGAUGAAUUCCUGCCAAUGCGUGCGCCAGGUGCUAAUUCAAUGUGCGACUCUCUCACCAGUAACAAUACCAGUAUGGACGGAAGUAUAACAACAUCUAGUAUCAGUUCAAAAAGUUCAAUGAACAAUCAACCCAAACAUCAAAAAUAUCGUCAAAGUAUAGACACCGAUUCGUCAGCGGAAACAUCGCAAUUUCACGUGAGAGUUUCCUCAAUUGCAAUGGUUCUUCUGCAUGAAGAUAUUCUAACUCUGUGCACUGAGGGUGUCGGUCUCACUAGAGCAAGUACCCGAGAAAUGGAGGCAAUGGCCGAGGAGUUCUUUAAAAAAAUGGAUUUCUUCAUAUCGGCUGGCUAUGGAAAUAAAGACUUUGAAAAGGCAUCGAAAAUGUUUAUCGACGCCUGUCAACUUAGUCAUAUAAGAAUUCUCGCUGCUCCAUUAGUGAUUGAGGCUAGUGAGAAAAAAACUGCUCAAUAUUCAUUAAUUUCCGGUAGUUUAAGUCUUGCAAGUUUAGAAAUUGUCGAAUCAUUAGUCAAUGCAAAUACAAAUUCCACGUGUCAAAGUCCACCUCUUACGGAAUUUAUUGAACUUCUCUCAUUUUUUAAGGACACAAAUAAUUUUGGUUUCUCAAAUACAACGGAUUUUCGAAUGUGUUUUAAGCAUACGGAAAAGGCAAUUAGACAUGGACAGAGCACAAAAUUUGCACAUCCAAGAACGGAAAUUGACAUUAAUUUGGGACCAAUUAGGAGUGAAAUUGAUGUUACGAUUGUCGAUCGAAUUUCCGCUGUUUUAAAUCCACAACCAAUUUGCACAUGUAAUUCAAGUUCAUCAACGAGGGAUACUUUGAAUCAGCAAUCUCUUUUUGAGAGUCCACAUUCACCGGAUUCAAGAACGGAUAUUAAAAUUUCAUCACCUCAUUGUGUCAUAAAACUCAGAUUUCCAAUUCCGGACAUGAGACCAUUACAUGACAUGAAUCGAGUACCUUGGUGGAAGCGUUCGGUGAGAGGUGACUAUGUGACAUUCAAUUUAAUCGAUACAAAAAUACAUUCAUCAAUGGAGAGUCGUUCGCGUUAUUUAUCGCGACAUGAAAUUCAAUGUCGACGAUUGCUGAUGACUUAUACUGAAGCCGAUUCCGAUGUACCGGUGGAAAUUGGAAAAGCUUCGGCUGAUGAAAAAUCCGAUGGCUCACUUCAAACUGACAAUACUGAAGGUUUCGGUUGGCCUAGAAUUGUUAUUACAAUUUAUCCGAAACAUUUGGGUGGUCCUUUAGAGGAUAGUUCAGAGGGUGAAGCCGAAUCGAGUUUGGAUGAUACUCUGGAAAAUUUGGAGAAUGCUUCGAGACACGCACCAUCGCCAUUUAGUUCGAAGCGAAUUGUUCAUGAAUCGGAUACUCCUCAUUCGAGAACGCAAGCACAGGGCGAACGAAGCGAAAGUGAUAACAGAGACGGAGAGGAAUUGAUUAUACCCGGAAGUAGGCAAGAGAUGCUCGAAUUCAUUGAGGAAGGUACUCGUGGAUCGAGAAUUCAACUUGAAAUCGGCCUACCAUCAACUUCGAUUCAAAUUCCAUCCAAACAUCUUUAUGAACUGUUGUACAAUCGUUUUAAUUCUGAUCUAUUAUUGUGGGAACCGUCAGCGCCAAGGCCAGUCUAUACAUCACCGGACACGCACAUUGGUCUCGAUUUUUCGCCAAAUCUCUUGCAGGAAUCAAUCUAUCCCAAAUUUAGCAUGUGUAAGAGUGGAAUCCAAUACGAUUCGGAAUCGGACUCAGAGGACGAGGGAAUAUUUUACUCGACGGCUGAGAAAAGUAUGAAAACAAAGCAAAUUCGAGUGUCGAAAAAUGGUCAGUCGAAAAUUGCACUAACAUUGAAUAUUAAUCACGGUCUCUUGAGUAUGUACACACCAGUGAGAGAUUCAAUGAGAAAUGUCAUACCUGGACAGCAGGGUGAAUUAAUUUUAAGAGUUGAGGAUGCGACACUAUUUUUUAUUACAUCAUAUAAAGGCGACAUUAAUUUGGGUUAUAUUUGUGCAAUGUCGAAAAAUAUUUCACUAAAUCAUUGUGGAUUGACGACAACGCCAUCGCAAACUCCACCAUUGAGAUCGAUUAAUUCCAUUAUUCCAAGGCAUUGUCUACAAACAAUAUACAGAAGUGAAUCGGGAACAAAUGUCACGUUAAAAUCAACUGAUAAAGAUAUGCUCGCUGUUGCUAUUCGUGUACAGGCUGCGCAUCAGACACACAAAAUUAAGACUUUUAGAGUUGCGGUUGGAAUAAGAAAUGCGACACUUAGGCAUCGAAUGAGUGCGACGCAAUCUUCAUGGUUUUCGCAAUUAACCGACUGUCUGGACGUCACUGAUCAUCCAAUUGCGGGUUAUUCACCUCCAGGUGUACUGACAGAAUUGCAUCUUCAUCUUUGGGAUUGUGCAGUUGCUUACAGACCUCUUCAUCUUCCAAUAAGAUCAGUGGUAACGCUAGGAAGUUUCAGUAUCUCCAGUAAUAUUGCAGCGCAAACAAAUACAUCGACUCUUCGAUUUAUCGCUGAAGACUUAGCUCUAUUCAUUUCCGAUAAACUUGGAAAUCACGUGGAUUUGAGAAGAGAUUUCGUUUGUGUUAUGGACCUCGGUCUCUUUGAACUAUCAUUGAGACUCAAUGAGAAAAUGUGCGGUGGUGCACCGAGAGUUGAUUUAAGAGCGAGUAACAAUUGUUUACAUGUGAGAACUUGCGCUGAUUCUGGUAGUGCUUUAAUGCAACUUUUAACAUAUUUCGCGAGUGACGGUGAUAUCGCUUCAAAUCUUGAUACAAGCGACACGAUCUCCGUACCUGGUUCUGGCGAUGAGGAAACUUUACUCGGUGAUGAGAGUGUCAAUAAUCUGAGUAAGAGUCAAGUCGAGAGGGUCAAUAGUCUUAUGGAAGAGGCAAUGGAGGAUACUGUUAAAGGAGCGGCUGUGAAAUCUUGUAAAAAAUCACCGGAAAUUGAAAAACAGGUGAAAGUCUUCUUUUUCCCUGGCGAAUCAAAUCCUCUAUUACAAAAUGAAAUGUCGCACACGGAAAGAAAAAUUGUUUCUCCACAAGAAACACAUAUGGAGGAGGAGGAAGAUCCCGAUGAGGAUUUUUGUAUUCUCGGCGAAGAGGCGGGUGUUGGAAUUCUGCCGCGACAUGGAGUUCCAGAAAUUCGUUGGCUUUGUCCUGAAUCAUUGCGCGUUAUCGACAAUCAUUUCUCAAUUCCAUUGGGAAAAGCUGACGUUCUUAAGGCACCAAAACAUUUUCCCCUUCCCGUUUUAAGGUACACACUGUGCGAAAUGAACCUCAUAUGGCAUAUGUACGGUGGAAAGGAUUUCGGAAAUCCUCAACCUCCUCCCAAGAAACAUGUCACAAUUGACGAGGUGGGUCAACGGUACAAUGCAAUGAAUCAAGGACGAAGUCGUUCAGUGAUUGGUGGCGUUGGAUACAAGAAGAAUUCAGCAAAUGAAGUUCGCUUUGGUAGUGUUCCAAAUUCACCUCGAGCAAGAGCUCGUGAAUCGCCAGCGGAAUGGUGGAGUCUCGGCGGUCCUGGAAGAGACGAGAAACUCCUCAUGGAACUUCAAUUGCACAAAGUUCGUUUUCAACAUGAAGUUUAUCCCGAGGAGACGACACAAGCCUCACGGCAAAUUUUGCUCAUCAACGAAAUUGAAAUUCGCGAUCGACUCGAUUCAUCGAAUAUAAAUAAAUUCCUCUAUCAGUAUAGCAGUGAGGAUAAACCGAGACAAUCGCACGCGAAUAUGUUUGAAAUGAAGGCAGUUCACAUACGUCCCGAUCCAAAACUCAGUACCCAGGAGUGUUGCCUAAAACUGAGUAUUCUACCACUUCAGCUGAACAUCGAUCAGGAUAGUUUACAUUUUCUCAUUGAUUUUUUCACCGAAUUGAGCGGAGGACCAAGUCAGGAUAAUGCGAAUGUGAAUAGUAAUACACAAUCUUCGCCGGGAUCGAAGCAAGGAACACCAACUCACCAUCCACCGGUGAUGAGUGUCAAUGACACUAAUGCAAAUACAAGAAGUAUGAAUUCAUCGCAGGAAAGCGAUACGGUCGUCGAUCAGAAUUUAAUGAUUCUACUGGAGGAUGAAUUGACAAUUAAGGAGAAUAAGCAGAAUACGAAAAUUAUAUCCGAAUCUCAGGAUGACAGUCAACCCACCUACUUCAGGAGUGUCGUAUUUGGACCUUCAGUGAACAUAAAAGUGGAUUAUCAAGCUAAACGAGUGGAUUUGAGUCGUGGACCGCUGGUUGGCAUUUUAAUGGGACUGACACAUUUGAACAAGUCGGAAUUAAGACUGAAGGAGUUGUCGAAUCGUCACGGAUUACUUGGUUUCGAUAAAUUAAUUACAUACUUGCUGCAGGAGUGGAUUCAGGACAUUAAAGAUCAUCAACUAAAGGGUCUUUUGGUCGGCGUGGGACCAAUGCACUCCUUAGUUCAACUAUUUCAAGGAAUUCGCGACUUGUUCUGGAUGCCAAUCGAGCAAUAUCAGAAGGAUGGAAGAAUUGUACGAGGUUUGCAGAGGGGUGCAAAUAGUUUCACGACUUCAACAGCAAUGGCUGCUUUAGAAUUGACAUCGCGAUUGGUCUACGCAAUUCAGAGUACCGCCGAGACGGCCUAUGACAUGGUCAGUCCUGGACCAAGUGUAAGGAGAAAAACACGCGGUCAAAAAGGACGCAGAAAAAGAUACAAUCAACCCUCGGAUAUUCGUGAGGGAAUGACGAAUGCCUAUAUGCUAGUUAAAGAGGGCUUGGGCGAGACGGCGAAUCAAUUAGUGCGAGUUGCGAGUGAGGAACAUGAGCACAAAGGAGUUUCCGGUGCGGUUGGAGGAGUUUUGAGACAAAUUCCGCCGACAGUCGUGAAACCAAUAAUCCUCGCGACAGAGGCGACAAGCAACGUUUUAGGUGGAAUACAAUCGCAAUUGGUGCCAGACGCAAGGAGAGAAGCUGUUCAAAAAUGGCGACAAGAUUCAUCAGACGUUAACUGAGAAAAAAAAUAUAUAUAUAAUAUACAUAAAACAAAAAUAAUUUUCAGAAAAAUAAUAAUUGAGACACAGUCAGAGAAAAGAAAAAGAAAAAAAACUCGCUAAUAUUUUUAUUUUAAAAGA
This is a messenger RNA of Leptopilina heterotoma, 6903 nucleotides long. It is a transcript of the gene Atg2, whose product is annotated as autophagy-related protein 2 homolog B. Gene Ontology annotation, cellular component: extrinsic component of membrane; phagophore assembly site. Bases 541 to 6783 code for a protein of 2080 amino acids. The transcript is spliced from 17 exons. The record is from RefSeq and is a predicted model, not a curated record. Lineage: Eukaryota; Metazoa; Arthropoda; Insecta; Hymenoptera; Figitidae. Gene Ontology annotation, biological process: reticulophagy; autophagy of mitochondrion; autophagosome assembly. Gene Ontology annotation, molecular function: phosphatidylinositol-3-phosphate binding.